CUUCACUUAGUUGCUCUCAAUCACACUACAACUAAACACACUAGCUAUAGCUAGAAUCCCCUCCAAUCCCUCUUUGUCUUUGUGCUUUUCUUUAGUUCUUUCCAAAACAGCAACAAUGAUGAGUUGCCAAGCAUGGCCUGAACCCAUAGUUCGAGUCCAAUCCUUAGCUGACAGUGGCCUAAGCUCAAUCCCUUCACGCUAUAUUAGGCCACACUCCCAAAGACCCUCCAACACCACUUCUUUUAAACCUUCACAAACCGAACAUGAUCAUGGUCAUGGUCACGGGCAAGAGACUCGUGACCAUGAUCAUGUUAACAUCCCCGUUAUUGACCUGGAACAUCUUUUCUCGGAGGAUCAAAUCCUCCGAGAAAAGAUAUUCCGACACGUGAACGAGGCGUGUCGGGAGUGGGGGUUCUUCCAGGUGGUGAACCAUGGGGUUAGCCAUGAGUUGAUGAAAAGUUCUAGGGAACUGUGGCGCGAGUUCUUCAACCAGCCACUUGAGGUGAAGGAGGAGUAUGCCAACUCCCCCACCACUUAUGAGGGCUAUGGAAGUCGCUUGGGAGUGCAGAAAGGUGCCACCUUGGACUGGAGUGACUACUUCUUUCUCCAUUACAGGCCUCCCUCACUUAGGAACCAAGCUAAGUGGCUUGCAUUUCCACAAUCCUUUAGGAAAGUGAUUGCUGAAUAUGGGGAGGAAGUGGUUAAGCUAGGAGGAAGGAUACUCAAAAUGAUGUCAAUAAACCUUGGCUUGAAAGAAGAUUUCCUUCUCAAUGCAUUUGGGGGAGAGAGUGAGGUUGGUGCAUGCCUAAGGGUGAAUUUCUACCCAAAGUGCCCUCAACCUGACCUCACUUUUGGACUCUCCCCUCACUCAGACCCUGGUGGCAUGACCAUUCUUCUCUCUGAUGAUUUUGUGUCUGGCCUUCAAGUAAGAAGAGGAGAUGAAUGGGUCAUAGUUAAGCCUGUCCCAAAUGCAUUCGUCAUCAACAUUGGUGACCAAAUUCAGGUGCUGAGCAAUGCAAUAUACAAGAGUGUAGAGCACAGGGUGAUUGUGAACUCAAACAAAGAUCGUGUGUCCUUGGCAUUGUUCUAUAACCCGAGAAGUGAUUUACUCAUUCAACCUGCCAAGGAGCUUGUGACAGAGGAGAGGCCAGCCUUGUACUCACCAAUGACCUAUGAUGAAUACAGACUUUACAUUAGGCUAAAUGGACCUUGUGGAAAGGCCCAAGUUGAAUCACUGGCUUUCCAACCAUGACUUAAUAAUGUCAAUUAAUAACGUGUUUGGUUUCACAAUGUAAUUUUCUAUGUUUCAUGUGUAAUUUUAAGUUGAUAGUUAUAACUUAUAUUUCCCACAUAAUUUUGUACUUCUUAAGAGUUUUCAAACAUGUUAUUACCUUUCCUUUAAAA
This is a messenger RNA of Glycine soja, 1404 nucleotides long. RefSeq names its product probable 2-oxoglutarate-dependent dioxygenase At5g05600. Bases 116 to 1252 code for a protein of 378 amino acids. The record is from RefSeq and is a predicted model, not a curated record. The transcript has 3 exons. NCBI's taxonomy places the organism in Eukaryota, Viridiplantae, Streptophyta, Magnoliopsida, Fabales, Fabaceae.